Messenger RNA from Letharia lupina, 2838 nucleotides. RefSeq lists its product as uncharacterized. The coding region runs from base 1 to 2838 and encodes 945 amino acids. Gene Ontology annotation, biological process: secondary metabolic process; biosynthetic process. The record is from RefSeq and is a predicted model, not a curated record. Lineage: Eukaryota; Fungi; Ascomycota; Lecanoromycetes; Lecanorales; Parmeliaceae. Gene Ontology annotation, molecular function: CoA-ligase activity. The transcript has a single exon.
AUGUAUGAACCAUCGAAUCUGUACCACGUCCUCAAGGAUGCCGCCUCAUCCCGCGCUGGUCUUUCCGUGUAUCCGCCCGGAGACACCGAAACACCCAGUGAGCUAGCCUAUCAUGACCUUUUUGUGUCUGCAAAACAUAAGGCACGGUUGUUGCAUGGUUUUACAGCUGCCGCCGAUAGACCCAUCGUCCUUCUUCAUUUCGACAAUCAUCUGGAGACCAUCGAGUGGCUAUGGGCGACAAUAGUUGCGGGUUUCCUACCUGCAAUCUCUACUCCUUUUGUCAAUGACCUGGGCCAAAGGAAGAAACACUUGUUGCAUCUCAACUCCACCCUCCAUGACCCGCUCAUGCUCACCACGGCACGCUUGAAACCCGAAUUCCUCGGCAUCCAGCAACUGAGACUUCAUUCAAUUGAGGAAAUCCAGAAUGAGUACAACUUCAGAAACGCGGUGUACCGUCCCUUCGACUACUCGACCAAGGCCGCCGAACACGAAACACUGUUCCAGGGCACCUAUGCAAAACCAGCGGACUUGGCAGUGCUCAUGCUGACUUCCGGAAGCACCGGCUACGCUAAAGCGGUCUGUCUCAGUCACGGCCAGAUGAUCAAAGCAGUCAAAGGGAAGUCCAAGUACCAUGGCACCUCGAGCGAAAAGGUCUUCCUGAAUUGGAUUGGCAUGGAUCACGUCGCAAAUCUCACAGAGAUCCACCUGCACGCCAUGUUACUUGGUGCGAACCAGAUCCACGUCCACGCUGCGGACCUGUUGGUGCAGCCGUCAAAAUUCGUCAGCUUAUUGGGCAAGCAUCAGGUCGCGCAUACGUUUGCACCCAACUUCUUCCUAGCCGCUUUAAGGAAAUCGCUGGAAACCCCGGCCGGCUCAAAGCUUUGCGAGGGAGCUGACUUGUCGAAUUUGAGAGCAGUGAUAUCUGGAGGAGAAGCAAACGUGGUUGAGACCUGCGAUGCUGUCACCAAACUCUUGAACUACUACGGCGUAGAAUGGAACGUGAUUAGGCCAGGGUUUGGCAUGACCGAGACCUGCGCAGGCUCCAUCUACGGUACAUCGUGCCCAUCUUACGAGCUGGAACGAGAUUUGGAGUUUGGCUCUGUUGGUUCCUGUAUCCCGGGUAUCCACAUGCGUAUAGUGGCAGACGAUGGUACGGUGGCAGCUCAGGGCGAAGUUGGGCAUCUGCAGGUCCACGGCAGUAUCGUUUUUGAACGAUACUACAACAAUCCGGAGGCCACUGCGAGUGCCUUCACCCAUGACGGUUGGUUCAUCACCGGAGACCAAGGAUAUUUGGAUGAAACCGGAAGUCUCAAUCUCUCCGGACGAGCAAAGGAGAGCAUUAUCAUUAACGGGGUCCAAAUCUACCCUCACCAGAUUGAGUCGGCACUCGAGGAUGCGUAUCUGCCUGGGGUUGUUCCCUCGUUCUUCGCCUGCUUCCCUCACCGGCCGUCAGGAUCGCAAACAGAACGUUUCUGCCUGGUCUACUGUCCAACGUAUGCCAAACACUGCAUCACCACGCGCGUGGAGACAAACGAUGCUAUUGCGAGAAUCUCGGCCAUGAUCUGUGGUUCGAGACCCUACCAGAUCAUUCCACUAGAGGAAUCCCAGCUCCCAAAAAGCGCCCUAGGCAAACUCUCUCGCACCAAGAUUAGAACGGCGUUCGAAGCAGGAGCAUACCAAGGGAUUCUGCAAGAGCACCUUUCCGCGAUUCAGGCCCACAAGAGCAGCAUGCGACAAAAUCGAAUUCUCACAGAGACGGAGAAGGUCGUCCUUUCAACCUUUUUGGAUCUUCUCGAGCUCGAUUCUGCAGAUAUCGGUGUGGACAGCAAUAUGCUCGAGGCAGGAAUAACUUCGAUCGACUUGCUGAAAAUGCAAAAAGUGCUGCAGACCAAGUUUGCCAUUGCGGAAAUCCCUCUGAUAACGCUACUGACAAACCCAACCAUUGAGGGUAUGUCCACAGCCAUAGACAAAUCAAGAGGCGCCGCAUCCGGCAAGUUCGCGGACUACACUCCUGUUGUACCCUUGGGUACCAAAGGAUCUAAGACUCCACUUUGGCUAGUACAUCCAGGUGUUGGAGAGGUGCUUGUCUUCUUGAACCUCGCAAAGUUCAUCACUGACCGACCUGUAUACGCACUUCGCGCGAAAGGAUUUGAGCAAGGCGAAGACUUUUUCGACAACAUACCCGAUGUGGUCGAAACCUAUCGCAAGCACAUCCGUGAGACUCAACCUCAAGGCCCCUACGCCAUCGCGGGAUACUCCUUCGGUGCCAUGCUCGCCUUUGAGAUAUCCAAACUUCUUGAAGCACAGGGCGAAACGGUGAGCUUUCUGGGCUCCUUCAACCUUCCACCUCACAUCAAAACGCGGAUGAAUCAGCUUGACUGGAUUGAAGUAGCUCUCAAUAUCGGCUGCUUCCUUGACCUCUACUCGGAGGACUACCAGCAUUGCAUUUCGCAUGACAUGCAUGAGAAGCAGGACCAAGAGGUCCUUAGCUACAUCAUGGAGAAAGCGCCACCGAACAGACUGGCCGAGCUUUCGCUUACGCGUACGAAACUGGAGAGGUGGAUCUCCUUGGCUCAUGCCAUGCAGAAUGCAGCCACCAACUACGAUCCCUCUGGAUCAGUGGCCAAUAUUGACAUCUUCUAUUGCACGCCGCUGGCGUCCGUGUCUAAGAGUCGUUCCCAGUGGUUGGAAGAGUAUCUGAGCAAAUGGAAGGAUUUCUCGAGGGGAGAGCCACGCUUUCAUGAGGUUGAUGGGGCUCACUACACUAUGCUAGAUCCGGACAACGUACACUCGUUCCAGAAGACGUUGAAAUCUGUGCUGGUGGAAAGAGGUCUCUAG